Messenger RNA from Spirometra erinaceieuropaei, 16197 nucleotides. The record is from the annotation of a GenBank genome assembly. NCBI's taxonomy places the organism in Eukaryota, Metazoa, Platyhelminthes, Cestoda, Diphyllobothriidea, Diphyllobothriidae.
AUGGUCCGCUUUGUAGCAGGCGCCUUGAUCGAAUUAACGAGUGGUAAGUACCUCCCUAAAAUCGCAGAUAAAUUUUGUGUAUCAGAUGACUUUCACAUAACUGUCAUGUUUAUAUUAAAUUUAUCUGCAAAAAUGGCGACACAUUCGGAUGCUUUCUGUUUAUAUUAAAGGCGAAACCUGGGGUACGUAAAAGCUUUUAUUAUGCGUGAUUUGAUCGAAAAUUUACAAGCACUUAGUAGAUAUUAUCGUAAUUAUAGAGAGCACAGAAUGUGUAGAAUAUACAUCCAUCUUCUUUGUUGACCUGCGGACUUGGUUGUUAAAGUUUCAAUUGACUAACUUAUUAACAGGUCAGAUAAUAUUUCAAAAUUUGCCUUAUAACUCUUUUCAUAUUUUGGUUGUUUAAAUUUUAGACGAAGUGGUUCCCAGUCUUUUCGAAGGUAAACAUUCGGCAGGUUGAACCUCCUCAUACGCAUACAAUUGGAUGAAGUAAUUUGACAUGAUUGUAGCGCGAAUGUAAUUUUAAUUUAGGAAACGCCAGUCAAAUAGGUAAGCCCUCCACUUGUGAAUCAAGCACCUCAAAGGAUUUUGAAACGGAAAUCUUACUACUCAGUUUCCCAGGAAGCGUUUUAAAUAACGGGCUAUUUUAACGAACUUUUACCUGAAAAUGAUCCGCAAUUUCAUGAAUAUUUAUUUGAAUUUUCUAACAAUUUCAGCAAAGGAGUUUCUUGCUCUUUUGCAAGGUAAGUUUGUUGCCAAAGAAGCGCCUGUUAAACGGGGGUUUGCCAACCACGAUUCUGUUUCCUGCAUAUAAUGAAAGCAAAUUCGUUUUUGCAUUUCUAGGAAAACAGUCUAACCACAGUAAGAUGUUCAGCUUUUUACAGAUUUGGACUUUAUUUUGGACUUCACUUAUUUGUCUACUAGUUAAGGAGUAACAAAAUUCACUUUGGGUUCUUGAGAAUUGGUAAUUUAUACGCCUACACUACCGGAUCUCUACUUGGGCAUUCAUAUUCUACUUUUUUGUGGUGUAGUCUGUGCGCAUGUUAUUUACUGAUUUUCUAAUAAAGAUAUAAGUAAUUUUAUAAAACCACUUGUCGCAAGAUGCUCCCAUUAUAUCAAAACAUUGAAAUGUUAUCGCUCUGUAGCCAGCAUGAAAGAAUUCUUCAAAGGUAAUGUCGUUGUCACAGGGGAUUUACUUUAAAAGGGUGUGCCUUAAAAUUCAUCCAAACUUUGAUUAUUUUAAUUGAAAUAUUCAGAUCAGAUUGACGAAAUGCGUGAGUUGCCAUUUCACUUAAAUACAGCGGCGUAUGGUGAAAUCAUAUCUGAUUUUAUCUGCUUAAUUUUUAUACAGUUGCCGAGCUUCUCAUAUUCUUUGGAGGUAAGUGUAUUUUGGUACUAAUUACUGCUACUGACCUUGUCUGUUCAUCGCAAAUAGAAACUCACAUUUCACCAUUUUUGCUUAAAUUCUAGCAAAGGGGGAUGAUUUGUGUAAGCAAUACUAAUGGACUACAGUGGUUCUGAUAAAUGAACCAAAUUCGAAUCAUCUGUCCUAAUGUUGCCAGUUUUUAUGAAUUUUAAAAUCGUUUUUUUCAUCUUCAGUAACCGUUUCGACCAAUCUUGUAAACGGUAUGGAUGCGGCAAUAUCUUCCGUAAACUACUACAUUUCCUUUUGUUAUGGCCUGUAAAAUUGUCUUCCGUAUCUUGUAGACACUACCCACAAAUUACGUAAGUCCUUCGAUUUCGCGUGCAAAAGCUGUGUUCCCAAUGGCUUGUGCAUGUAGUCAGACGAUCUAGCAUUUUUCCAUGUUUAUGUUCGAUGUGUUCAUGCAAACGACGUGGCGGUUAAUGAGUUAAUCGUUUUUCAGUGACGGUAUUCGCCAGCAACCUAUCAAGUGCGUGACAUUAUUGCACCUCUGAAAUUUUGCAAUUUCCUCGUUUACGGUGUAUGACCAAACUGAAAAACAUUCUGAUCGCUUGUGAUGUGCUUUAGAGCCGGAAGUUGAAGCCAUAUCCGGUAGGCUAUGAAUUUCCUUGACAAUUGUUACCGGCGUCGUAUACAUCUGCCGAUGACUUGUUAAAUAUCAAAUUAUCAUACUACAUUUAUCCGCCAGCCGCUGUUAGUGGCAUCGGUAUGUUGAAACCAGCAUUUACAAUCCUCAUAUUUCCUAUAAUCAUUUAAUAAGCAGGUAGUUCUCUGUUUUUUCAAAAUUUAUCCGGAAAGCUUCUAUGAAUCCAGAUAAAAAUGUCAGUUUGACAAGGAUUCCUACGUCCAUAAGCACUUUAUUUUAACACGUCAAAAUCUAUAAGAAUACAAUUUCCGCGACGAAAACUAGAAAUUCCCUAAAACUAAUGUUGUAGUUUUGAUGGGGACUAAGAGGAAUAUAGCAAACAAAGUAUCGACACAAUCGGUAGAAUAAGAAGCAAAAUUUCCUGAAAAUGUGUGUUUCAUUUUGUUGCGUUAACAUUAUCAUUAAUACGAUUUUCCUUAGGUGGAACGAUUGCGAAGAUAGUAAUAAGUGAGCUAUAGCAGCAUUUCCAUAUGUCAAUGAAUCGCAUCACCCAGUUAGAGUAAAAUAGUUACACAUCAACUAUUUUCACGACCUACCUUAAUUACCUUCCAGAAACAGAGGACUGGCGUAAGCUUGUACACAGAUUAUUCCCAAUUUUAAUGAAACAAUACGCAAUCAGCCCCAUGAAUUGGUUUAUUAUAUAAUUUUUGUUAUCGUCUUUGUGCAUGAACGUUUGCUAAAAAUUAACGCGCCCUAUCUUUCCUCUUGCAGUUAAAAACCUCCUUAACUACCUAAGAAGUCAGUGCAAAUUAUUAAAUGCCUCAUUUAUGCCAUAGUCUCAACACGUUAGCAAAUGUGCUUAACGUACUUGUUUUAAAUGCAGAAGAGAUGGCCCAAUUAGGUAUGUUUAAUGAAAGAAUGUGAUGUUCUUUGCUGUGAGCUUUGCGUUUCGCUGUAGUUUGGAUGUCUUUUUUAAUCGCAAUCUCAGAAAAUACAUCUUUUUCUAUAGUGAAAGUCAUUCUUAAACGCUGGCUCGGUUAGUUGUUAACAUCCAUUUGUUACUGAUAACUAACAUAUGUGUCGAGCUGUUAUCAGAAACAUAUUGCUAUUAGUCGAGUCGGUUUACUCAAUGUAUGCUUUACAUGAGUUUCAUCAAACAUUCUCAGAUCACGAGGGCAUAAUAUGUGAGUUGUUUCAUUGGAAAAGUAGAUUAAAGCUCCCAUAGCGAUCUUAUUUAAGUGAGAAUCGUGCAUUGUCUAAAAUAAGAUAUGUAAUAAAAUAAGUUUUUCUUGCAAAAAAGUCGUUUUGUUCUUCUUAACCCACUGGACGCGUGCUUUAUAUUUGCACGUCGUCUAUAGUCUUUGUCAUAUGACAUGCAUGAAUUCAAAUUUUAGCUUUUUUGUCUUCGACUGCAAUCGGCAUUUUAUGCCUGACUUCUACUAGCCAAAAUGAACGCAAUUUACUUUUGGUCCACAUGGACUUUGCAUAAACGUAUUCGUUAGUUAAACAGUGACAUAAGCAAAGCUUUUGGCUAUUAAACGAUUUUUAUAUCUUUUAAUAGACCAAAUCAUUGAGAAGGUCCUUUCAAGUACGUUGUGCUUGUUUUUAGUUAUGAGCGAUUACAGCAAGCAGUUCCGAUACCAGUCGUAAUAUUUUUUGGGUGCUGAUGGUUUCUCAACAUAGUAGAGUUUCCUAAGCAGGCACAUGUAGAGCCCAGAAUGCGGUAUUUCACCUGAAUAUUUUUAACAAUUAGAAAAGCAAAUUCACAUGUCUGAUUUGUUUUCAUUGUUUUCGCAAAGUACACGAAUUCCAACGUUCAGCCUUCUACAACAGAGUGAAACCUAACAAACCCACCUGUUCUGAAUGAGUGCCCACAGAAAAUAACCGAUUCAUAUAGUCGCUAAUGACCGGGGCAGUUUAUUCAGUCAUCCUGGACACAUCUCCUUCUUAGGAUUUCGACAUAGUUAACCUCUACAGCAAUCGCAUUUGCGUAAACCAUUAAUUGUCCACUUUUAGUGAUCCAACCAAAGGAUAUGUAGUAAGUUUUUGCAGACCACUCCCGCGAGAAUGGGGUCUUCUAAAAUUUAUAUCUAGUUGCUAUAUUUGCGAAUAAUUCGAAGGACCAUCCGAGAAGUGAAGAAAACUUUCAAUCCACGCCAUCUGCCUUGGCUUGGUCAGAAGUGAUCAUCAGCUAAUAAUGUGCACUUGUUAAGAAGAAAACGCCGUUAAUUAAGAGGAAGCCCAGUAUCAAUGUGAGUGAAUUUGUACUGGUAGUAGCAAACACACAGAGUCCUAUUCAGAGCGGAGGCGGGUCGGGCGACGGAGUGGGCUUUUUGUCACGCAUAAAAAUACUACUGUCCAACCUCACAUAAAUGCUUGGGAAAAAACUCGGCCUUGCUGUGGCACUGCAGAGUACGGGAGGUAGUUAGCAAGAAAAGACACAAAUGCAAUCUUAAAACACUCUACUUCACUGUACCCUCGGUGGCAUGGAUGGCUUGGCCGUACUUUCUGAUUGAGAAUGUGUUGUAUCUACACGGUUGUUAUAUACCAGAAAACGUAUCCGGGGAAAAGUUACAAUUCUUACCAUGAAAACACGCAGGACCACUCAUGUGAGCCCUGAUUGUCAUAAGCAACAGUCGUCAGGGAUGGAUAGGCGGGUUUGACGCGAAUUGAAAAAAGCACGUCAGGGCGCGCAUUCUCGGGCCCACUCACGUAAGACACACAUGCAUGUGUGCGACACUAUUCCUGAUCAAUCCCCUUAGAAAGAAACAUGACUUAUUCAAAGUGUCAGCUAGGCAUAUAAGAAUGGUCAGCGUUGACUUUCGCUUUUACGUUUUAGAACUGCCAGCUUGAAUCCAUGCUGAAGGAUUUGUGUUAACAUUAUCUUAUUUCAAAUAAAUAAAGACCUCUGGAUAUAGUAUUGCCUCCGUUUUCACCACUUUUCAGCGUUUAUAAUGGCGGCGGGUUAUGAGGCGUAUUUAAAAAGGCUAGUAAACGAGUGGAUGAUUACAUGAAGGGGAACAAAUGAGAUUAAAUUAGUCUUUUAAAGCACUGUCACCACAGCGUCGGUUCUAAGGAAGCACUGACAGGACAGGCUCUGAGGCCCACUUAAGCAUUACAGUCUGCAGAUUUUUCUUCCUGUUCACAUCGGCCACAUCGUAAACAGUAAUAGAUUAUCAUAGUUUUUAUAGUUUAAGGCAGGGGAAAUGAGAAUAGCCAUCUUUGGUUAAUUUAUGUUCUCUAAUCAGACGUUUCAGCUGAAACAACGAAGGAAGCCCAGUUUGGAAUACUCUCCGGCGAGACCGAGCUAUCGGCGACACGAUCCUGAUUUACUGUGUAACUUUUUACCGGCUAAAUGCCUAAUUUCCGGUCUUCCUCGCCUGGAAGUAUGACCCGUCUGACUGAUGUUAAUUUGUUGCCAAGAUUGCAAUUUUGGUCCACCUACCCUCAUACGUACCUAUGUUUGCCAUGUCCUAUUUGGUGGUUGGCUUUGGGCCUGGAACGGAAUUGCAGGGCAGAGUGAAUAAAAUAAUGCAAAAUGGUAGGCGGCCUUCAUAUGUAACUCUGUCCGCUGCAGUAUCUAAGCUACUGAUAUCAGCAUGGUAGAUCAUUUUAAAGGUAUAUAUACAUACGUACAGUGAGUGUCGAUCCCAUUAAGUAUUAGACGAGAUUCUGAAAUGCGUUUUGUAACACUCAUUAUUGCGCGGCAUAUCCCUACAAUAUUUCGAACUUGCCAGGAUGAUGGUUUUUGAAUGUACCUCUUUUCGACCUUCUGCAGAAACUGUACUCGGUAAAAAUGGGUACUCAAGUAGUAUUUAUUUUCACAUCGAUUUUCGAUGGUCUAACUAAUUCAAAUAUAUUUUAUAGAAAGCAUGCACAAAAAUAUGCUUUCUUUUACUUCUUUGGUAGAAAAUCACGUUGACUUUCCAUUUAUACUCAAAUAAUGAAGGCAUUUUGGUCUCUAAAAUAGUUUCCUAUUAUGAGGUUAUAAAGACCGUGCUAUGUCCAUCCGUACAAUAUCGCACCUGUCCGUUUAUCAGUUCUCCUCAAAAAGUAGGUAACAUCUUCCGCGCGAAAUCGUGUAAACUUAGCACGACAUGUUCUUAAAGGCAUAGAGGAGUAUAUGAUUGUUUACGCAAAGUAAAACUCCUAUAGACUGAAAUCACGUACUGAAAUCAGUAUUGCAACGGCUAAUCGGGUUCAAAAUUAUUCAGGCGUCGGAAAACGUUCUCAAAGCCUAACUAUAGCCUUUUCAGUAUAAAAUGCGAAGGUGACUCGUUUUGCUAAAAACUUAGCAAAAUAAUGGAUACUUUGUGUAUGUUCUCUCUAAAAUAUAUUCGAAUCCGAAUGACAUUUGAAAGUCAAGGUGAAGAUGGGUAGUUAAUAUGUGGUCAUCAUACCGAGUGCAGUUUUCAUGAGUGGCCGCUAAAAGUUCGUCCAAAAUCCAACAUUCCUGCGAUUCUGAAAUACCAUAGGAUUUCGCCGUGAGGUUAUUAAUAUCACAAAUCCAUCAGGUAAUUCUCUUAAUAGAAAACGCAUUUCACAAUUUCGGCCAACAUCAUAAAAUCGGUCCCUCACUGCACACUCGCCUCACCCACCUUUACCAUCCACAUUGUCCACGCCAAUCCAAACCCAGCAUGGGCAUAUUUGGUAACAUGCGCAUUAGUGAAAUCCCGCGAUAAGUCGCCGCGGACACGACCACACGAUACAUCAACACAAUCCCCAUUCAUAAACGCCUCCAAGAUCCCACAUCACCAGCACCUUCCACGUAAGUGAGAAGUGUCGAUUCAAGUUCCUCUCCUCAUAUGGCUCCUCCGUUGCGCGUGAAAUCCGAGCAAUCAACUAACUUCUGUGUGCGUUCGGGGGGCCAGUUCGCGUGUUUGGUAUGCGCACACGAGCUGGUCUCAGCUCUGUCAGCCUCCCUCCCAAUCCUAACAUCAGGUGAUUGGCCGGCUCGGACAUUCGACUGAUGCCCGGAAUAUGGUAGAGUGAGCGAGGUCGACUCUCAGGGCAUAAUUCAUCACCAAAAGCAAUCCGGCGCGUUUUAUACAUCACAAUGUGCUAAAAUCCGCGAAUUGGACCUUCAGCACCGACCAUGCAGUCAGUCCAGCAGUGUGUUUGUGUGGGGUGGCCGACUGGUGGACUGAUUGUCAGGCUGCAAUGACCUAUUCGUAAGGUGUCACUGGCACUCUCACGCACGUGAGAUUCAUGCCGCCCACAUCGCUUUUUGUGGAAUCCCGGUGCUUGCGUGUGAAAAGGACAGACGAAAUCACAGGCUCUCUCAGACCUUGCACUCAAUUCCAGCAUCAGACGUCUGGUCCCCUCAAACAGCGAAAUGGCAUGCGAGAGUAGGAAGACAGAGGUCUAUAGUCUCAGCGCAUAAUUCCUCACCACAAACACUCUGUUGUCAUGUCCUGUUUAGGGGGCCAUCCAAGUCAGUCCUCCGGAAACUGGCUUUCGGAUAAUGGACUGUUAACUCUCGGGCGUGGCCAAAACCGGCUCAAAUGGUCUGCGCGCGCAAAUCAAGACAUGACUGUACAAGGCGGCAUCCAGGGGACAUUGCGUGUCAACUGGACGGCAUACAAGUAAAACAUGCAGUAUUUAUGCUAACUCGUGCGAUGCUAGCCGGAAAUCUGAAAUGUAUCUCCGGUCCAAAAGAUCACUUCCGUCCCGUCAGGAUGUCGGCUUAUAAAUAUACAGCUGUCCGGCCGCCCAAAAAUUGCACUCUGGAAUAAAGGGCUACUAAAGUAGGUGGAUUUUUUCAGAUUGAUUUCGAUGCCCCCAAAAAUUCUAGUAUGUUUUGUCGGAAUCUUGCAUGAAAUGUUCGUUGUUUUAUUCAUUUGAUAGCAAAUCACGUCUUCUUUAAAUUUUUAUAUUUGACGAUGGAGUAUUAUUUGGUUUCAAAAAUCCUCUUCAUUUUAUGAGUAAUUUUGAAGUUGACCGGCUUUUGCACUUGCAAUCCAGGCUUUCAGAAUUCAAGCUGCAUAUUUUGCGCAUAGAUGAGGUCAGAUAUUUAUAUGCGCCAUUACGAAGGUGUCGUACAGGGUUAUAAGCGUUUGCAUGGGUGUGGUCCAUAUUGAAUAUCCUACAAGCAGCAUUGGGCAUUAUAAGGAUGAAGUGCUUUACGAGUGGAUAUUUUACGGCUCUAUAAAUUUCAUAAUUAGAAACUUUUCUGAAAAACCGAAUGAUGCCAAAUAUUUAAGUAUGACAUUUGUAAACGGACAUGAUUUCCUACGAUAUGAAAAAAAAGAAUGAAUAUGUAUGUGCAGAAUCUCGUAAAAAUAGAUUUGAAUGUAUAAGGAUAUCCCAAAUCUGUGGAGAAUAGCCAUCCCGCAUAUGGAAACCUUUUUACGAAGUGUAAUUUUGCGGAUGGCUGGAAAGAAACUCGUCUAAAGGAUUUUUUGACGUGACUUAAAUAUUCUGGGAUUUUGUCGCAAGACAAUUAUUGAAAAAAUCCCAUUAAAGUAACAUUUUUGAGUUCAAAACCUAUUCCAGAAUUUCGGCAACAUUUUAUGAGGUAACACAUCUGUUUUACUCGUUGAUGACCAAUCAGCCAGCAGAAAAACCCAGUCCUUCGAUAUCAGCCCCUAGAAUUCACGGUGGUACGGACUUGCUGGAAAAAUCUGAAAAUGGGCUGAUUGAUAAUUGCGCAUUGCAGAAUAAUAGUGCUAAGUCUUAAGAGGUUUGCGAAUCUCCGCAUAUAUCGCAAUCAUAAUGGCUUUCUAAUAAUAUCGUCCUCGACGACGGCUAAACAAAUGCGUUUAUUUAUGUCUCUACAGUAUUUAUCCUGUGUGAUUCAGCCCUUUUACAUCCGUCGAAUGUCUUGGAACACAGAAAAUAAAUUGAAUCAUUGGAUACAGUUCGAUGUUCAAUUAACUAUUUCAGUGAUAGGAUUCCGCCAGCACGCGACACUCACAUUCUUCUGACUAUCCGAUUUUGUAUGCAGAGUUGAACCAGAUAUUAAGAAUUCAGUCUCGCCGCUCAAGCUUCAGUUGUUUUUAAUAGGGCAGUCGUCUUUUUUUGUUCACUGUACUAUUUCUAAAUACUGAUUAUUUAAUCUUGCCUUUAUGCCUUUGAAGGCAAGGGAAAAAGAAUGUUUACCCAGACGGUCAUAUUAAACAAUAAAUGUGAAGCCGAGGCCAGAGGUCCAGUCGAUAAAAACAGCAAUUUCAAACAGCCAUUCUAUUCACAAACGAUAUCAUCCAACAUUAAUGUAUUGCAAAACGAUCGCCCUUUAUGAUUGAAAGCGCAUACUAGAUAGGCACGGCGUAAUGCAAUCAAUUUCUCCGUGUCGCGAAAUAACGUGUGGUCGCCGAAUGAGUGACCUAUCUCAUUAAAUGUUGGCUGAAAUUCUGAAAUGCGUUUUCGAUUAGGAAGGAUUACUUGGUAGCGGUUGUAACACUGAUUAUCUUAAGGUAUACUCUUAUAACAUUUCGGACUCGGCAGGGUGUCGGCUUUUAAAUGCACUUCUUUUCAGUCUCCUGUAGAAAGCGUACUCGGUAAGAAAUGAUUACUUAAGUAGCAUGCAUUUUUCCCACUGAUUUUCAAUGGUCUUGGAAAUUCAAAUAUAUUUUAUAGAAACCAUAAACGAAAAUAUGCUUUCUUUUAGUUAUUCAAUAGAGAAUCACGCCUUCUUUAUAUUUUAUACUUGAGGAAGGAGUAUAAUUAGGGUUUUGCAAAGUUUCUAAUUAUGAAACUUUUUAAGACCGUGAAAUGCCCAUUCACAUAGCAUCGUACCUAGCCGUUUACCACUGCUCCUCAUGAAAUGUACAACAUGGUCCGCAUCCAUUGCAAAGUUUUAUGGACUCUGUAUGACAUCUCUUUAAUGGCAUGGAAAAAUAUGGGAUUUUCUUUACGCGGAACGCAUGCACCUUGUAGAUGGAAAUCACAAAGCGCUAAUGCAACGAAUGAUCAGGCUCCAAAUUAUUCGGCAAAUGGAAAGCUUUUUUAAAACCUAGCUAUACUCCUUUCUCAAGUAUAAAAUAUAAAGAAGGCGUGAUUCUCUAUUGAAUAACUAAAAGAAAGCAUAUUUUCGUUUAUGGUUUCUAUAAAAUAUAGUUGAAUUUCCAAGACCAUUGAAAAUCAAUGGGAAAAAUGCAUGCUAUUUAAGUAAUCAUUUCUUACCGAGUACGCUUUCUACAGGAGACUGAAAAGAAGUGCAUUUAAAAGCCGACACCCUGCCGAGUCCGAAAUGUUAUAAGAGUAUACCUUAAGAUAAUCAGUGUUACAACCGCUACCAAGUAAUCCUUCCUAAUCGAAAACGCAUUUCAGAAUUUCAGCCAACAUUUAAUGAGAUAGGUCACUCACUGUACGUCGACCGACUUUAUAGGUAUUCGGAAAUUCAGAGUGCAAAGGUUCCAUGCCCUGCACCUGAUUUAAACAUGUUCUGCAGGCAUUAUCCAAAUGACUCAAGUAAAUCUCCAAUGUUUACAGGACCAAAGUGCAGCGCAACUAUAGUAAAGACGUAAGCAGUAUGCGCCAGCGAGAUAAGCGAAGCAACCUAUGAGCACUGAGGUGAUCUAGUUAUUCAACCAGACUGCAGCCCUUGCCAGAAAAUUCAUGCUUGAGCGAGACAGCCUUUGUUCCCUCCAAUACUAGUUCACGGGAUUGAAUAUUAUUUACAAAAUUUAGUCUCCAAGAUGACCAGCAGAACAAAGCACACCAGAGGAAGUCCUCGCUCACAGAAUACAAAUUCAAGUGUGGAAGCCUAGCUCAUUCCUCGAUGAUGCCUUUUCUGAGUCGUUUUAACCGAUAACAUCAAAUCAAAAAACAGCUCUAGGACAAUUCUUAAUAUGAAGGUAGCGAUAACAUAAAAAUGAGGAGAGUACCUUUCAUAGCAGUCGAUCAGCGACAAUAAAAACAGCUGUGAGUUUACUGAACUUCCAUUGAUGCCUUCACGCUGAGUAGCCUUCAUAAGACUGAAUCGUUGAAUGGUAUUUCCUAGAACAGGCAUCUUGAACAAAGUGUAAGCAUCUAUUCGUGCGCGUUUUUAAUAUUUUUGUUUUGGACUUUCGUAAGUGGACAGAAUCUCGGCGCACAACCUGGUGGCAAUCCGCCAUUGCUUAGUCUUUCCCUGCAAAGUGGAAGUAAAAUUACCUGUGAGUUGGUGAUGCCCAAGAGAAUGGACUUUUUUAUUUCAUUGAAUCCGUCCAAAUUUGCUCAUAAGCAUUUUGUACAAUACAUUUCAUACACGUAUUUACUGAUUAGCCGAGCGUCUUGCGGUUACAUGACGUCUAAGCAAAACAUUUCACUGAUGAUAAGGGUCAGUUCAGCUAAAAUGAAUGUCCACUUGUAGACCCCCAUCAAAUUUGCAUUUGUAUUUGUGGAAAAAGCAACGAAAAGACUAAGUAGAUCAAAUUGACCGUUUUGGCUUAUUGGUCAUUGUUAGCUAGCCAUAAACACACCCAGGUUCGUGAGGCCUGGAAUGCAAACCUGCACUAAUUCGUCAUCAAGCUUUUUGUGUCCAUUAAUCCACUACUGAUAAUAGAGAAAUGACCAUCCUAGCCUCUUCUAUCUCUCUUUCCUGCAUAUAUUACUGGACACUACGCUAUUUCCAGAGGGAGUUUUAGAUGCACUUCUAAUGUGCUACGGAACGUGUACGUGUGUAGUCUAGUCGGUGGUGACUCUUUCUAUGCACAUGCAUUCUUGAACGGUUGGUGUGCUGAAUUUCGUUAUGCUCUUUCAUAAAAAGUUCAAUUAGAGACCGAGCAGAUAUUACCGUCACAAAAUCAACAAUUAUAUAGGACUUUCACCUACUUAUGUGAAUUUCAUAAUCCAGUAACGUUUAAAUUGUAUAGAUAAUAUUAUUAUUCAAAAAGUGCAUGGGGUAUCUAAAGAUUGUCUUUAAAAUUAACGGAGGUGGCGAAGUCUCUAUAUUCUGCAAUACGAACUGUCAUAAAAAUGCAUAAGUCCUUAUCGACAUGUGGUCAGCAACGAUUUUCUGGUGUCAUCUGCAGAGGUAGCAGUAAUACCUACGUUCAUUUCUUGAUCUGCUUAACAACUUAAAAUGCGUUUUCGACGCCGCAUCAGAAAAAACUUCUUCAGCCGUCCAUGAUGAGUUUAUUAUUGGACAUGCGUGACAACUUUAAUUGCGCGAGUUUACUUCCUUCUAUUGUUUUAGUCUUCAGGAUUUCAUCAAUCGCCACUGGCAACCCCGAAGUGAGGGAUUAGGCGACGGUGAGUGGCUGGAGCCGUUGCAAUCCCAUCAUUCGGUCUAUCAUACUUUUUAAUAAUGAGACGAAUAAAUCCUACUAACUGGAUGGGGGGGGGGGAUUGUUUGGACAGAGCACCCCAAGCUUCAAUCACUCUGUUGGAGAAGAACUCCCGUACGUCCAGCCUGGUUUGUUGUGGCUGAAGAUUCACAGAAGUCACCAGGUACAAAAUAGCAGCCCUGAGGAAUACCUCUAUCAGACCGCCUCCUAACUCUCUUUAACUCAGAGGUAAUAUAUUAGGAAUAGUUACGGUAUUUCGGAAGGUAAUGAACUCUGUCUACUGGCGAGUUUGUUUGCACGCUUUUGAACUUUUUUGGAGGAUGAUGAGGCCUGUGGCGGCCCAGAGUUUCCCUGCUUAAAUGGCGUAAUCUAACUGUGGCCGCACAAACGUUCGAAAGCCUUUAGCGAAACGAUCCUCAUCUGAAAUAGAGAGUGCUCGUUUGACAGGGCAGAGAGCUGACAUCGCGGACUUAGCUAUUUUUAAAGUGUGCAGCGACGGUUUAAGUGAGGUCGUGACCCACAUGCCCAAGUCCUAAUGGGCGUCAAUAUGCUGUAAUGGUAAACCCUGUUAUUUGGAGGUCGGGUUCCACUGACUCGAAGAGUCUUGCUCUUGCUUACAUUGAACGGCAAAAGCCGUUCUUCUGAACAUUGCUCGAGCUGUUUCAGAUUUGCCUGCAAACGUUUUCGUCAAAUUCACUUCGGAUGACGCUCCAAAGCUUACCAUUAUCAGCAAACGGAUUGGCAUCACAAUUCAGUUCACUGACGCAGUCGGCGACUUAUAUAAUAAACAGGGCAGGACCAAGAACGGGGCCUUAAAGAACACCGCCUUCAACCUUUAUCCCUGUCGACUGUCUGUCAUCGACAUGGACAACUUGAAAGCGGCCGAUUAAGAAGCUCUGAAUAAACCUCGGGAGGCCACACCUAAUGCCUGUUCGGAUAAAUUUAUACAUAAGUCGCUGAUGUGGUACACCAGCGAAUGUCAUCUUAAAGUCGAUGUGGACCGCAUGCUCUGCGUGCCCUGCAUAAACUGCCCAGGCUCAGCAUUUCAAACGGUAAAUCAGGGUUGUCAUGCAUGAUCUGCAUAUGCAGAAUCUAUAUUGGGCGUCGCAUAGCAGAUUAUGCUGUUCUAGGAGAGGCGUUAACUCUCCUUUAAUUACUUCUAUUCAUGACAAUGCAGCGGAUUGAGCUAAGGCUGGUUGGUCUGUAGUUUUCUGCUGAGACCUUGCUACGGCCUUUAUACAGUGGUGUAAUCUGUGCAGAUGUCCAGUCAGCGGGUAAAUAAUCCACUUCCAACAAGACUUGGAAGAGCAUGGAUAACGGUUUGGAUAGUUCUCCAGCGAGCUCCUUCAAAUAUUUAGGCAGUAUGGCAUCAGCCUAAGUAAUUUCUUGCGAACAAUAGCGUCAGCGAAAGAAACAGUCUCAACCUUUGGGCAUUUCACUAAGACGCAUUCGAAGGAAUAGAUGCGCUUUCCCUCGUAAAGAUGGACGUAGAAAAUUGCGUAUGACGCUCUGUCUUUGCUCCAUCUUCACUAAGCACUAUAUUAUCCCAAGCGUUCUAUAUGGGGAUUGAGUCUCUCUUUCGUGUAAUUAUUCCUAAGUAACUAAAGAAUAACUUCGGAUCUUCUACGGCCGGAUUCAGCGGGCCUUUCUCGAAAGCAGGCUGUAUCCUGAGGAUUAGUCGCCUAACUAUGUUUUUCUGUGCAAUGUAGGCAUUUAUCGACACAGACUUCACAUCCAAGGGGAAUUUCCUCCACGACCCCGUUUUUAUUCACUUCUUUUUAAAGCUUGCGCUAGCCAGGCGUGAUUUGUUGUUCAGUUUCCUCCGUGAAAUCGGACAGUGGUCUCUGAGAAGAAUGUGCAGUAGGUCACUGGAUUAGUCCCAACCCUCGACUGUCUUUCCGGAAAAAGCUGAUUUCCAGCAUAAGUUGUUUAUUUUAGCACUCAUUUGACCAAAAUCGCAACGCCAGUAGGUCUUUCUUUAAAAUACGCUGUGUUUCGAGGAGAAGUCUUUUAACUAGGCGUCUAUACGGUUUGUACGCAUUUGCCGGCACAGUCCCUAUUCGUUUGAGGUUCCCUCUACAACCUUCGCUUUUUGUUCACUUUUUUAGCACUUGUGUCAGCCACUGGGGUGUGCUGCUCAGUCCCUUUCGUGAGACAUAAUACUGAUUUCUGAGAACCAGUGGCUUCUUAACCAGCCAAAUCGUCGGCUCUGUUGCUGAAAAACGCUGAUUCCCAGUUUGUGGCGUAUAUUUCGGCUUUCACUCGAUCGAAGUUGUCGCGCCAAAUAUUUCUCCCAACUCUGGCCGGUCGCUUGAACACAGAAAAGUUGCAAUACUCCUACAGCAGUAGGAUGUGGUCGCUUCGACCUAAGGGAGGCAGAGACCUCAUCAGUGCCGUCCAGAAAUUUCGCGAGCAUCAGAUUCAGACAUUUUGCCUGUUGCCUUUCACGUGCCGGAAAACAGGAUGCGCUGAGUGUGAAAUAACUUGAGCGUCAGGUCUAAUAAAUGCCGGUCAAAGUCAGGGUCUGGACGGGGUGCUUAGACUGAACCCCAGUCACACUUAUGGUAACCUGUUUUGUCUGCAACUAUUACACCGUGUGUAGCUCAUGUGAGAAUGCCCCUUUCCUGUGGCUGCUCGAAGCAAGGCUCUGCCUAGCGGCCACAAUCCGGUCACCGACUGGACCGCCGGGUUAAAAUAGGUGAAAUAUCUGGUGUUGUGUGUGUGUCCCUACACACGUUAAUUCCUCAUCUCAUUCCCGUCCCUCUCUACUCUUUUCCUCACACUUCAUCCCCUCCCCUCCCUCUCAUUUUCUCCUUCUUUUUCCACUUCAAAGUGUCCAAUGGAGAAGGAGACGUUAAACCACUUAAGCGGUCCAGGCUAACUCGUGUGGCUCUCCCAAUAAUCAAACCUCGACCCACAGUGGAGCUCUGCAGCCAUCUGAGGAUGCCUAAGCAGCCUAACUGAAGGACAGCUUUGCUUACCCCUCGAGGCGGGCGUGGCCAGAAAAGGCAAAUGCUGGGAUUAAGUCAUCUGCACGCAGACUACGGCUCGAAGAUGAAGGACUCACGGUCGAAACCAUCAAGUAAACAACAGCCCACGUCCCUAUGUCCUCCCACCCCGACUCACAGGAUGCUUUGGUGGAUACACUCACUUUCUCAGCCUGAAAUGCUCGUUCCCUUUUAGAAAAGCUGAGGAGCAGUCGACGGAGACGGAGACGCUCAAAACGUGGAUAUCGCUGCUCUCAGGGAGACCAGCUUCUCCGAACAGGACCAACUGGACUAGGUGCCGGCUACACCUGGUUCUGGAGCGUCUGCCCAGAGUUAGAGAGACGCGACACAGGCCACUCGUAUGACAUUGUAGGACGACUGUCCUGUCUAUCGCAGUUCGUAAACAACAGGCUCAGGAGCCUGCGCCUGCCUCUAUUUCCCAUCACUCAAGGCGGUCUACGGAUACUUAACCAACGCAACCACGACAUAUAUCAGUUCCGACUAAACAACGCUACUGACGGGAAAUCAGAGAUUCUGGAGCGUUUGGCCGAGCACUACAGAAACCUCCUAAACCAUCCCUCCACAGUCGCUGUCGCCGCCAUCGACCGACUCCCUCAAAUGGAAACGAAUAAUGACCUGGAUAUGUCUCCUCCUCUCCCAAAAAACAAUCACUGCGUACACCAACUGUCCAGCGAAGAAGCAUCGGAAUUUGACGUGAUUCCGGCCGAAGUUUACAAGAACGGCGCUUUCAACUCGUGAGUCAACUCACAAUGUUGUUUCAGGCGAUGUGGCGCCGAGAACCAAGUCUUCGGUGUUUCAAGGAUGCGAAAGUCUUCCAUCUCAAUAAGCGGAAGGGGGACCAGCAUUUGUGUAAUAACCAGAGAAGAUUCUCGGUCUUCAAAACCAACGGGAAUAUCUCCGCUCGCAUCCUCCUCAACCGGCUCCCUGAAGGUCGGCGUGGAUCUCGACGCCACCGCGGAACCACCGACAUGA